This is a messenger RNA of Racocetra fulgida, 2341 nucleotides long. NCBI's taxonomy places the organism in Eukaryota, Fungi, Glomeromycota, Glomeromycetes, Diversisporales, Gigasporaceae. The record is from the annotation of a GenBank genome assembly.
AUGGAAAAGGAGUUUUUACCACAUCUUAAUGUGCAAACUAAUUCUAAUCUUUCGUGGUCUUUACUCACUGUUUCACAAUUAAUCGAUUUUUGGGAUAAUUGUCCAAGAAAAUUGAAUUAUCUGGCUAUUGCGGAUUAUUAUCCUUACGAAGUGGGCAGCUUUCUUCGUAGUUGUAAAGAGAAAAACAUUAAACCAGUUUGGGGGGUAAAAAUCUUUGUGAGGGUAGAGGAAGGAAAAAAAUACUCCGCUACUAUUUAUCCACAAAAUAACCGAGCAGGUCGAGAAAUUAUUACUAAAUUAUUCGGCCCCGCUUCUCCUCCCGAUCGCACUUUUGCUUGGGAUUACGUGUUAAGUAAUUUUAGCAAGGAUUGCUUCAUUGUGGGUGAAGUACAGCAACGAGAUGAUAUUAAUUUUUUUUCCCAAUUUAUUGCCACCAGUCCCAAUAUUUUUAUUGAAGGUCGCGAAGAUUAUCAAAAGGUUUUAGAAAAAGAAUUAGUAGUUAUCGAAAAAUUAGGUUAUGUGGAUUAUUUUUUGUUAUUUAGCGAGGUAGCGGAGUAUUUACGGGGUCAAAAUAUUAUUGUUGGACCGGGCCGAGGCAGUGCCGUUUCUUCUUUGGUAGUCUAUUUGCUAGGAAUAACUAGUAUUGAUCCCUUACAGCAUAACUUAUUUUUUGAGAGAUUUUUGAACGAGAAGAGAAAAAAAUUACCGGAUAUUGACCUUGACGUUGAAAGCCAAGAAGAAGUAUUUGAUUACUUACGAAAAAAGUACUCACCAAACCAAGUAGCCCGUAUUGUCACUCGAAAAAAAAUCGGUUGGAAGAUGGCUGGACUGGAAAGUGCUAAAAUUUUUCGUUAUCCUUCUUUUUUGGCUCUAACUGAGAAAAUUCAAGAUUUAUAUUACAAUACCAGCGUUCACCCGUCCGGAGUGGUUAUCGCUGAACGUUCAUUAGUUGGAACUGUUCCAGUUAAAUCCGAAAAAGAUUUUCUAGUAACUUUUUUUGAAGAGAACCAAUUAACUCAAUUGGGCUUCAAAAAAUAUGAUUUUCUGAGCCUGAAAGAAACACUAAGUUUUGUCAGCCUCAUCAAAGGACUUUCUUCGCUUCGUCGGAAAUCGCCAUCUUAUCACGAAGUAGACUUGACUGAUCCGAAAACUUGGAAGUUGUUAACCCAUUUCUGUUUAACGGGCAUUUUUCAACUUGAUACUCCUAACGCUCGGAAUUUAUUCAGCCGUUUUCGGCCUAGUAAUUUUGCAGAAUUAGUGAUUUUUCUCGCUUUAAAUCGACCCGGAAUGAAGAAACGGGUCAAUGAAAUCAUUAGCCGAAAAAUUGGCCGAGAGAAAUCUACUUUCGUUUCGCCCGUUUUAACAAAAAUCUUCUCUGAAACUUUCGGCUUGGUAGUUUUUGAGGAACAGAUUAGCCAGAUUCUGGCUCUGGUCUAUGAUUGUUCUUUUGCCGAAGCUGAAGUUAAAAGACGAACAAUGGCAACUGCCGGCUUGACCAAAGAUUUUUUCGCUCGGACUCGCCAGCAAAAAUUAGUGCGAACCGACAGUGAACUACUCUACCAGCAAAUUACUUCCGCCCAAGGUUAUACUUUCAAUAAAGCCCAUGCAGUAGCCUACGGAUAUCUAACUUAUUACGUCGCUUACUUAAAAGCCAACUUUUUCCCUGAAUUUAUUAUUUAUUUUCUCAACGAAAAAAAAGGUAAAAAUUUAGUUUGUCUCCAAGAAGCUUUUGCCUGGGGUUUCGAGUUGAGAGGUCCUGAUAUUAAUUAUUCCCAAGUUGAAAGUUUAGGGUGUUAUCUCAGUUUUUUUUCUCGUUACCAAGAAAUAACCAAAAGCAAGCAAGCAACUUCAUUAUCGGCAACUUUUCGGGAAUACAAUAACCAAGAAAUAACUGUCGAUAUUUACGCUAUUAUUUGUCAAAUCAACAAAGAUAAUGCUGAUACUUGGACGAUUUGGCUACAAGAUGUUCGUAGCUCUUUCAAAUUGGAAAUCAAAGACCAGGAAUACCAAAUUUACCAAAAAAUUUUAGCAAUUCAUAACGAAUUAUUGUUUACUUGUCAAAUCCAAAUCAUCAACCAAAAAAUUAACUUUAUUAAUUUAAAAAGAGUGCGUGAAAUGCAACAAGAUAUUAUAAAAGUUCGAGGUCUGCUCACUUCCCGUAUCGAAAAAAAACCCAGCAUGGAUAUUCCUGCCUACGGAUUUUUUAGUUUGGAAGGAGAGAUGAAGACGGAUAUUCCCGUAGUUUUUCGGAUUAGAGACCAAGAAGGUCAAUGGCUUAAACCCAAAAUCCCCAAAAAUUCCCUAGUCGAUUUAGAAGGGUAUUGGGCCAAAAGUUCUAAUG